AUGUUGGCUACACGACCACUGCUCACGCUGCGCUCGGUGUCGCGCGUCGGCCUCCGCGCCACCCUCCCCACCUCGUUCGCCCUUCGCACCCUCCCCGCGGCUCGCUUCGUCUCCUCCUCGAGCAAGCCCCUCGCCGCUGCCGCACAGACAACCAAGUUGAGCCAGCAACAGAACUUGGACUUGCUCAACCAGCAGCGCGCUUUGCGUCCUAGCAGCCCCCACUUUACGAUUUAUCAGCCCCAGAUCACCUGGUAUCUGUCCAUUAUCAACCGUAUCACGGGGACCGGAUUGAGCGUUUUGAUGUACGCCUACUUCGCAGCGUACGCAGGCUACCCGUUGUUCGGUUCUGCCGAGGCGCUGUCCAGCGGUUCGAUCACCGACUUUGUCGCCACGCUGCCCGUGUGGUUCAAGACGGCCGUCAAAAUCCCCUUGGCGCUGGCGUUUAGCUUCCACAGCUUCAACGGUCUGCGCCAUCUCGCGUGGGACUGGGGUUAUGCGUUGACCCUCAAGGGCGUUUAUUCCACCGCGUACGUCGUCAUGGGUGCUACCGCGCUGACCACCGUUGGACUGUGCCUGAUUUGA
Messenger RNA from Kalmanozyma brasiliensis GHG001, 582 nucleotides. Its product is annotated as Succinate dehydrogenase/Fumarate reductase, transmembrane subunit. Lineage: Eukaryota; Fungi; Basidiomycota; Ustilaginomycetes; Ustilaginales. The record is from RefSeq and is a predicted model, not a curated record. The transcript is spliced from 2 exons. Gene Ontology annotation, biological process: mitochondrial electron transport, succinate to ubiquinone; tricarboxylic acid cycle. Gene Ontology annotation, molecular function: succinate dehydrogenase activity; electron transfer activity. Bases 1 to 582 code for a protein of 193 amino acids. Gene Ontology annotation, cellular component: membrane.